Messenger RNA from Pogonomyrmex barbatus (red harvester ant), 231 nucleotides. Its product is annotated as odorant receptor 13a-like. Gene Ontology annotation, biological process: sensory perception of smell; detection of chemical stimulus involved in sensory perception of smell. Gene Ontology annotation, molecular function: odorant binding; olfactory receptor activity. Lineage: Eukaryota; Metazoa; Arthropoda; Insecta; Hymenoptera; Formicidae. The record is from RefSeq and is a predicted model, not a curated record. Gene Ontology annotation, cellular component: plasma membrane.
AUGGUUGUAAUAAAUUUUCAAUGCAAUGAAAUAUAUUAUGCAGCGUACAGUAACGAAUGGUAUUCUCUGGAUCCAAAAAUUGCAAAAGAUUUGCUGCCCCUAUUGAUAAGGGGUACUAAACCAGUCUACCUUACUGCUGGAAAAAUAUUUCCCAUGACAAUGACCACAUUUUGUGGCUUAAUAAAAACAUCAGCUGGUUACAUAUCCGUCUUACAUACAACAAGAAGUUGA